Molecule: messenger RNA, 265 nt
Organism: Camelina sativa (false flax)
Lineage: Eukaryota; Viridiplantae; Streptophyta; Magnoliopsida; Brassicales; Brassicaceae
Source: RefSeq, a predicted model, not a curated record
AUGAGUCGCGGUGGAGCCAAGGCGGCGAAAUCGCUUUUAGCGGCGGGUGGACCACGUUUGUUCUUCUCGACGACCACUAAUACGAUCCGUGCUGUUUCGUCUCACGAGGCGGCGUUAUCAGCUAGCCGUCUUUUGAAGCCUGAGGUUGCUUCUGCUUGGAUCUGGACUAGAGCUCCGACGGUUAAUGGAGGUAUGAGAUUCGCCAGCACGAUUACUCUUGGGGAGAAAACGAAGGAGGAAGAGGCGAAUCAGAAGAAAACAGAGA